Messenger RNA from Cornus florida, 1256 nucleotides. RefSeq lists its product as uncharacterized. Bases 208 to 882 code for a protein of 224 amino acids. The record is from RefSeq and is a predicted model, not a curated record. The transcript has 5 exons. NCBI's taxonomy places the organism in Eukaryota, Viridiplantae, Streptophyta, Magnoliopsida, Cornales, Cornaceae.
CAGUGAAUCGAUCUGGUGCAGCCACAAACCAUUACACAGCAGCAGCAGCAUACAUCGUGGGAUCAAUACCGCCCAAAUGCCACGCGCGACAAUAUCUUAUUGAAUCUUGCCACAUAGCUUUAUAGUUUAUACCAUAGUAAAUAUUUUGCGUGGCGUGAUAUUGUUGCAGACCGCGCAAUAGUGGGGCUUGCGUUGGCAAAUUCAAACAUGAUGCUGAUGAUGUCCACUUCAUCAUUCCCCCCUCUGCUGAGUCUCAAAAGAAACCUCACUACUACUAACACUGCUCCCAGCCUUCACCAACCUGACAUCAGCAGAAGAAGAAGAAGGACCCCACAAAACCUAACAACUAUGGAGAUGGUUUCAUCAGAUAAUCAGGCGGUGGUGGUUACAGCAUCAGCAGAUGAUGAUGAAUCUCCAUUGGUAUCUUCUUCUUCAUCUUCGGCUUCGGAUGUUGUGAAAAAUUUCUACAGAGGGAUCAACGGCCACGACCUCGCCUCCGUGGAGGACCUCAUUGCUCACAACUGCGUGUACGAGGACCUUAUCUUUCCUCAACCCUUCGUUGGUCGCAAGGCAAUUCUUGAUUUCUUCAACAAAUUCAUUGACUCAAUCAGCUCUGAUCUGCAGUUUGUUAUCGAUGAUCUAUCUAAUGAGGAUACCUCAGCUGUUGGGGUUAAAUGGCACUUGGAAUGGAAGGGAAAGCCUUUUCCUUUUAGCAGAGGAUGCAGCUUUUAUCGGUUAAACGUGGUUAAUGGCAAGAGGCAAAUCAUUUAUGGGCGAGACUCUGUGGAACCUGCUAUCAAGCCUGGCGAGGCAGCUUUGGUUGCUAUCAGAGGUGUCACUUGGUUGCUGCAACAGUUUCCACGGCUAGCAGACUGGUUAUGAUGAAAGCAUAUAUAUAAUACAAGUUGUAAUAUGGUUGUGAUAUUUUUAUCUAUUUUAAGGUGCAUAGUGAACCUACCCAACACAAAGAAAUGAUAAAAAGAUAUUCAGAAGGCAUCAUCAAAUUUUUUUACCAUGUAUUAAAUAAAAAUGUGAUGAUGACUGUCGACUAUCUUUAUUAUGGUUUUUUGUAUACAUACCAUGCAAUUAAAUACUAGGUUUUAUGGUUAAGACGUUAUGGAUAUAUCAUAUUGUGAAUUUUUUUUUUUUUUUUUUCCCCGGAAAAUGUCUGUAACACCCUGAAUUUUCAUUUUGUACCUUAACUGCUGUUGCAAGAUUAUCAUGUGAUAUCCUAUAUUUUUCUCUUUAUUUAAUUA